AUGGAGGAGGGAAACACACACGUGGACUCGAACGGCAAGCAGGUCUGCGAAAUGCACACAGGGAAAGAAACUCAAAAGAACAAGAAGAUAUUCUACAUUGUGCAAGAGGUACCGUAUGCAGAUUUUUACAACUUCGAUUAUGAGCCAAUUGAUAAAUUUAGGCAGUCAGGGGAAAGGCAGUGCAUCGACGGGGAUACAACAUCCUCCUCAUCAUCAUCAUCUUCAUCAUCAUGUGCUGAGCUUGGUGAUGGUAAGACGGGAAAGACGACCCAUGAGAGUCGUUCUCGCGCGGACCAUCGACAGAGAAAUAAUGGAGAAGACGAAGGAGAGAAUAAUCAAUGUGUAAAUUACUACAAGGGAGGGGAGAACCCCAAUGAAGAACCAUUAAGGAACGAAUCUAGUGAAGAAUAUACCUUCGCAAAUAAACCGGGUAACAGGCAAACCCAUCCGAAGAGAAGCCAAAAGGUACGAAGGAAAAAUGAAUUCCUGAAGCAGUGCGAAUUUAGCAGCGAUGGAAGUUGCUACUAUGCCAUUUCGAACAGCAACAAUUUAAGACUCUUCGCCACGGACUUGCUACUAUUAAAUGAGUUAGGUAACAGUAAUGGUAAUGGUGCAGGGGGGAAUGUAAACUUAAUGGCACUGUACGAUAAGUACGAACAGAUGGAUAGUGAGGAGAAGGAGAAAAGGAUUCAAAGCUGGAUCUGCCUACAGUUGGGUGAACACAUUUACGAUUGUAAGUUUUACCCGUUCUUCGAUUGGAACAACAGUAAUACAUGUUUCUUUGCAGUGUGUUCGAAGGGCCAACCUGUAUGUCUGCACAGCGCGUAUGAUGGGUCCUCUAUUAUGUCCUUCAAAACGGUGGAUGAGUGCCACGAGCUGUGUAGUUGCUAUUCGUUGUGUUUCCAUCCCGAGAGGAACUGGCUUCUCUGUGGAACCAACGCCAAGUCUAUUAAGGUGUUCGAUUUUGAGAAGCCAAAUGAAGUGUAUGAGAAUCGUAUCCUAAGCACAAGAAAAGGGAAAGGACAAAAGGGCAUCAUUUCUACCAUGACGUAUAAAAAAAAAGGGUACGGGGAGAAUGUAGUCUACGCCGUUGGAGAUUACAAUGAUUGCAUAUACCUUUAUGCAGACAACUGUGAUCAUAAAAAUGACUUUAUUUUAAAAUUUCAAAAAAGUAGAAAAAACUCCAAUGGAAUAACAUGUAUAAAAUGGCUAGAUGAAUUUUCUCUCCUAAGUGGAAGUCGUAAUGGGUCAUUUAUCUACCGUUAUGACAUGAGAAAGGGUACAGACUACGUCCAAAAAUGGGAAAGGUUUGCCUUAACGAAUCAGAAGUACUUGUUUGACGUGUAUCGAGAUUCCCUCCUCAUCAGUGGAGACACCUUUGGCUAUUUAAACGUCUACCACUUGACAGACAACAAACUCAUUUAUAGGGAACAAAUUAAUAAGUACUCUCCCAUUAUUUCUGUGGAUGUGCAUCCUACGUAUCCUCUCCUUUUAACCGGAUCGGGUACCAGACGCUUUUACGAAAAUAACAGCAACAAGGUUGACAUCAUGGCGAAUAUUCUUAGUGGCAGAAUUGAUACGUCCGACCAGCAUAUGAUGGAUGGUGAAUCUUCUUCGAUUCCCUUUCCAAGUGUGUCGCGGUAUAUAAACAGCGCCUGCACAGUUUGGUGCGAUUUUGCCCACUAA
Plasmodium coatneyi is the source of this 1686-nucleotide messenger RNA. RefSeq lists its product as uncharacterized. NCBI's taxonomy places the organism in Eukaryota, Apicomplexa, Aconoidasida, Haemosporida, Plasmodiidae. The record is from RefSeq and is a predicted model, not a curated record. Gene Ontology annotation, molecular function: protein binding. Bases 1 to 1686 code for a protein of 561 amino acids. The transcript has a single exon.